AUGGCAGAAGCAGUUUUCCAUGCCCCCAAGAGGAAAAGAAGAGUUUAUGAAAGUUAUGAGUCUCCAUUGCCAAUCCCUUUUGGCCAGGACCAUGGUCCUAAGAAAGAAUUCAGAAUAUUCCGUGCUGAAAUGAUUAACAACAAUGUAAUUGUGAAGAACGCAGAGGAUAUUGAGCAGCUGUAUGGGAAAGGCUAUUUUGGAAAAGGUGUUCUUUCAAGAAGCCGUCCAAACUUCACAAUUUCAGAUCCUAAGCUGGUUGCCAGAUGGAAAGAUAUGAAGACAAACAUGCCUAUAAUCACAUCAAAGAGGUAUCAGCGUAGUGUAGAAUGGGCCACAGAGCUCCUGCGUAGACAGGGGCAGGACGAGAGCACAGUGCAGAGAAUCCUCAAAGAUUACACAAAGCCACUUGCGCAUCCUUGUAUAAAAAGGAAUGAAGAGGCUCACUUGCAUCAUGAGCUUAACUCUGAAGUGGUUUCCAACAUGGAAGACACAAUGGGGAGAGAGAAACUUCCUGUGAUGAAUGGAGACUCAGGAAAGUCAGGCAAUGUGGAGGAUCGCAAUGCGCGAUCACUCUGUCUUCAGGGGGCCACUGGGCACCACCCACUAACUACAAACAGCUUUGACGAACACAUGGUAGAGGAUGCUGCACCUCUCCCCCAAGUCCACUGCUCCAGACAUGACACUCUCAUGCCUGAGUGUGGCGCCCAGCCUGAGGAGGGCAGCCAGGGAGCAGGUCUCAUGUGUGCUGGAGAGAGAGGGCCCGACCAUGAGUAUGUGCUCGUGGAGGAAGAAGAGGCGGUGUGUGAUGGGAACAAGAGGGAGGACAUCCCGAGUGAGCAAUCGGUGCAAAGAAAGAGAUUGAUAUGCAGAAGAAAUCCAUACAGGAUCUCUGAGUAUUUGCAACUCACCCUAGAAGAGGCCUUCUUCCUGGUCUAUGCUCUAGGAUGUCUGAGUAUUUAUUACGAGAAGGAGCCUUUAACAAUCGUUAAACUCUGGAACUCUUUCACUGUCAUUCAGCCCACAUUCAGGACCACCUACAUGGCCUACCAUUACUUCCGAAGCAAGGGCUGGGUGCCCAAAGUGGGACUCAAGUACGGAACAGAUUUAUUACUGUAUCGGAAAGGCCCUCCAUUUUACCAUGCAAGUUAUUCUGUUAUCAUUGAGCUAGUCGAUGACCAUUUUGAAGGCUCACUGCGCCGACCUUUCAGUUGGAAGUCACUGGCUGCCUUGAGCAGAGUUUCAGUCAAUGUCUCUAAGGAACUUAUGCUGUGCUAUUUGAUUAAACCCUCUUCCAUGACCGAUAAAGAAAUGGAGUCACCAGAAUGUUUGAGAAGUAUUAAAGUUCAGGAGGUGAUUCUAAGUCGAUGGGUUUCUUCGCGAGAGAGGAGCGACCAAGACGAACUUUAAUGAUUUGACCCCAGAUUUCUCAUUCGUCAACUAUUUAUUGAGUGUCCUACAAUAUGCCAAGUUCAGAGCUAGGUAGAAAGUCUUCUCAUUGUAAAUGUCCAUUAAUUAAAAAAUUUUAGGGACCAGCCCGUGGCUCACUCGGGAGAGUGUGGUGCUGAUAACACC
Galeopterus variegatus (Sunda flying lemur) is the source of this 1572-nucleotide messenger RNA. RefSeq names its product TSEN2 tRNA splicing endonuclease subunit (gene TSEN2). Gene Ontology annotation, cellular component: tRNA-intron endonuclease complex. Gene Ontology annotation, biological process: tRNA splicing, via endonucleolytic cleavage and ligation; tRNA-type intron splice site recognition and cleavage. Bases 1 to 1407 code for a protein of 468 amino acids. Gene Ontology annotation, molecular function: nucleic acid binding; tRNA-intron lyase activity. The record is from RefSeq and is a predicted model, not a curated record. The transcript has 11 exons. Lineage: Eukaryota; Metazoa; Chordata; Mammalia; Dermoptera; Cynocephalidae.